Bombus impatiens (common eastern bumble bee) is the source of this 1898-nucleotide messenger RNA. Its product is annotated as p21-activated protein kinase-interacting protein 1-like. Lineage: Eukaryota; Metazoa; Arthropoda; Insecta; Hymenoptera; Apidae. The coding region runs from base 171 to 1091 and encodes 306 amino acids. Gene Ontology annotation, molecular function: protein binding. The transcript has 3 exons. The record is from RefSeq and is a predicted model, not a curated record.
GUAUAUGCUAGCGCGUACUAUCUUCAGCAUUUAGCAGCAUGGUGCAGUACUAAUCCGGGAACAACCAGAUUAUAAUGUGAGUUAUACUCUCAUUUCCUCUUUCAUAUUACCUACAACUGCAAUUACAACUACAAUUUUGUUAUCAUCAGCAACAGAAAUUGAAUUUCAACAUGCCGGAUCUAUUCGAAAUAAUCGCAGGGACAUACGAACAGUAUUUACUCGGUUAUAAAAUAAGUAAUACUGAUAACGAAUACAACAUGGUAAAAAGUUUCGCAACACAUAGCCAUGUCAGUAGCAUACGUAGCGUUGCGAGUAACAAAAAUAUUUUAGCAUCUGGUGGAGCUGAUGAUUCUGUUUAUUUAUACGAUUUACAUAACAGAGUAGAAUUUGGUAGAUUAAUGCACCAUAAUGAUACCGUCAAUUGCAUUGCGUUUACCCCUGAUGGAUCUCAUCUGUUUUCGUGCAGUAGCGAUGGAACUAUAGCUGCAAUUCGAUGUGGAAAUUGGCAAACAGAAAAACAUUGGCAAAAAUCGCAUAAAGGUUCAGCUGUUAAUACUUUGGCUAUUCACCCAACAGGAAAAAUAGCACUGUCUACUGGAGCAGAUGGAAUUCUGCGAACUUGGAAUCUAAUUAAAGGAAGGCAAGCAUAUGCCACAAAUCUAGUCCCAAGAUUGAGAUCAGAUGGUAGAAAUGUAAACAUUCUUAAAUGGAGUCCUAAUGGCGAAAAGUAUUUAUUAGCUGUAAAUCAGAGAAUAGAUGUAUAUUCUGUAAAAUCAGCGGGGAUCGAUAAUGAAAUAAAAUUCGACUCAAAAAUUAUUUGCGUAGAAUUUUUGAAUGAUGAUUUAAUUGCCGCUGGUUUAGAAAAUGGUCAAAUCAAGUUUUAUGAUCUUGAAAAAUCUGUGGAAAUUGUAGAAGCAGUUGCACAUGAUAAACGAGUGAAAUGUAUGGCUUUUAAAGAUAAUUUAUUAGUUACAGCUUCGAGUAAUGGGGAAAUUAAACUAUGGAGGUAUCGCAGACGUAGAUUGGAUAUGUUACAAAAAGUUAAUUGCGAUGUUAGAAUUACCUGUUUAUCUCUUGCAAUGUUGUGUUAGAAUUAGUUUUUAGCACUAAACCUACCGACACUUUGUGUAUGGCUAUUCCUACCGUGUCCGGUCAAAGUGUUUAUGAAAAGUCAGAAAUUAUGAAGCGAUAUGAUAGCGUUUAAAGACACUUAAAUUUGUGUAGAUGUUUGAAAACGGUCAAUUUGACCAGCAGCGGUAGGUUUAGUGUUAAGCUAAAUAUACUAUAAGAAGCGAUAUUUUCUAUUAGAGAACAACAUCCACUUUUAUGGACGUUAUACACGAAAUUUCAAUAUAAUGUUUCUGAAUUAAUUUCACUGAUGUUCUGUUUUGACAUUGUCGUUUGUCAAUUUUUUCGUCCUGGGAAUAAGUUCAAGUACACGAUUUUCUGUUUAUGUAAUUUUACUAUGAAUAUUAUACAAUGUUCUUUUUAAAGAAUAACAUAAUCUCGUAUGUUCAGUAAUGUUCGGAUACGUGCGUGCUGUGUAAUUAUAAAUAAUUACCAAAGAAUACAUUUGCGAGACGGAUUCAUGGGACUUUCAAUCGGACAAUUCCAUGCUUUCGCAAAAUCCGCGUUAUUCGAUAAAGUUCCGAUGACUCUGAAAUGAUUUGGUGCAUGAACUCCUUGUAUCAAUUUAGAUUUUAGCGCUCCAUUCGUAUAACUACCGCACCAGACCUACGAAAAUUUAUGGAAGUGUAUAUAUUCAUAUCGGCAGCGUAUACAUAUAUUGUAAAUAUGUACAUGUUUCUCAUGAAUUCAUUUAUUUUACAUGUUCAACGAUAUCUUCGGUUUAGGAAUUAUCACGAUUUUUCAAUAAAAGUUGUAUCAUUUCUUAUCAA